Messenger RNA from Akanthomyces muscarius, 3489 nucleotides. RefSeq lists its product as uncharacterized. The coding region runs from base 1 to 3489 and encodes 1162 amino acids. Gene Ontology annotation, cellular component: nucleus; site of double-strand break. Gene Ontology annotation, molecular function: protein binding; nucleic acid binding. NCBI's taxonomy places the organism in Eukaryota, Fungi, Ascomycota, Sordariomycetes, Hypocreales, Cordycipitaceae. The record is from RefSeq and is a predicted model, not a curated record. Gene Ontology annotation, biological process: proteasome-mediated ubiquitin-dependent protein catabolic process; DNA repair. The transcript has 3 exons.
AUGGCUUAUGUGGCGCCAGUGCAUCUGCCGACCAGCAUCCGCCAUGCGAUCCGACUCCAAUUCAGCUCCCCGGACCAUGAUGACUUGAUUGUCGCCAAAGCGAAUCGACUCGAGAUAUGGCGCGUCACGCAAGAGGGCAUGACGUGUCUGCACACCAAAGUCGUGCAUGGCACGAUAUGCAUGCUGCAGCGCUUGCGACCGAAAGAUGCCGUCACCGAUCUCCUCUUCGUCGGUACCGAACGACUGCAAUACUUCAACGUCUCCUGGAAUCCGGAAAAGAACGAAAUGGAGCUCAACUAUGAGGCUAUUCACGACAUUGCCGAGCCGUACAUGCGCGAAUCGCAAAGUCAGAACAAGUGCCUGGUGGAUCCCACGGCGAAAUACAUGGUGAUGCACAUGUGGGAGGGCGUGCUCAACGUGUUCCGCUUGCCUAGUAGGCGCGGUGCAUCUGACAAGCUCGAACAAAUGGACCAGAUCCGCCUCACGGAGCUGUGGAUGAAGGACAGCGCGUUCAUCCAUAGUCGUACAGGCCAUCCUCGCAUCGCAUUUCUCUACAAGACCCAGCUUGACCAGGAGGAAGCUCGUGUCGCCGUUUACAGACUGACAAAAGACGACAAAGGCAGCGAUGUGUCGAAGUUCGACCCGCACAAGGAUCGAGAGCUUGAUCAAGUCAUCGCCGACCCGUACGCAUCCAUGUUGAUUCCUGUGCCGGUCGCCGAGGAAAAACGAUACCAUGUGCGAAAGACUGAAGGCACGAGGGCACAUUUGGGCGGUCUACUGGUCGUGGGCGAGACCUUGUUGACGUAUUUUGAUAGCUUGACAUAUUCGAGCGUGUCAUCUGCGCUCGACGAACCGAAGAUAUACGUCGCAUGGGCCAUGUACGAUGAAACCCACUAUUUCCUCGCCGACGACUACGGACGACUAGACUUGAUGACUCUGGAAACCUACGCAGAGCCAACCGGGGUUGUUGUUACGGGCAUGACUGUUGAGUCUCUCAGGUUUCCGGACUCCAAGGACUUGACCUCCCGGGCAUCAAAUCUUGUUUACAUGGGCGACGGCAUGCUUUUCGUGGCCUCCCACCACGGCGACUCUCAGCUCUUGCAGAUCGAUCUCGCCUCUCGUACCAUGUAUCCGAUAAAGCUUCUUUCCAACAACGGACCGAUUUUGGAUUUUGCAAUCAUGGAUAUGGGAAAUAGAGAAGGUGACAACCAGCAGGGCAACGUAUUUUCGUCGGGGCAAGCCAGAAUUGUCGCGGGCUGCGGUGCAUACAGGGACGGGUCCUUACGCAGCAUCAGAAGUGGUGUUGGGCUGGAAGAUUAUGGCAUUCUGGAUGAAAUCCAAAACACAAAAGGACUGUUCACAAUAAAGUCGCACGGCUCCAAGAAGGUCGACACGCUUGUUGCUUCUUUCGUCAUGGAGACCCGCGUCUUUAGAUUCGACGCAGAUGGUGAUAUCGAGGAAGUCUAUGAAUUCGCUGGCAUGAAUUUAGAAGCUGAGACAUUGGUCGCGACCAACUUGCCUAAUGGGCACCUGCUCCAAGUCACAACAUCAGAGGCCGCGGUCUUUGACCUUGAAAAUGGCAUGAGGAUAUCGUCAUGGGCGACAGAAAGUGGUGGAGAAAUCACAGCUGCCUCAUGCAACGGGAAAUGGGUGCUGCUUUGCGUUGACGGAACCAUACUUGUGUCGUUGAAUGUUGACAAAGACUUGGCAGCUUGCACACAGCGCUACCAGGGGACCAAUGACUCGAGCCAGUCUGACCAAAUCUCAUGUUUACAUGCCUCGCCGGAUCUGAAAGACUAUGGCGUCGUUGGGUGGUGGAACUCUGGCAAGAUUACAAUCGUGGAUCUCUUGACACUCAGCGCCAAGCAUGGUGAAACCCUUCAGCAGACUAGUGAUGCCGCUUCAGUACCUCGCGACAUAUCGCUGGUCCAGCUCCAUCCCCGCAGCGCAUCAGGCCCCACACUUUUGGUUGCUUUGGAAGACGGAACUGUUGUCAACUUUAACGUCUCUGUUGAGGAUCUCGCUCUGUCAGGUAAAAAGAGUGUCACGCUGGGGAGUAGUCCUGCUCGUCUACAUAUUCUGCCUGAGGGCGAUGGCACCAGUAGCGUCUUUGCCACUACAGAGCACGCCAGCCUCAUCUACAGCUCUGAGGGGCGCAUCGUAUACUCUGCCACAACCGCGGACGAUGCCACCUAUGUCGUUCCCUUCGAUUCCGAGGCAUUCCCCGACUCUAUACUGCUCUCGACUGAUAAACACGUUCGUUUAUGCCAUGUCGAUAAAGAGCGCCUCACGCACGUCAAGUCACUACCAGUAUUUGAGACAGUUCGACGUGUCGCUUACGCCCCAGGUGUAAAGGCAUUUGCUCUCGGCUGCGUCAAGAAAGAGCUCGUACAUAACGAAGAAGUCAUCACAUGCUCAGUGAAGCUCGUUGACGAAAUCAUAUUCCAAGAACUUGGCGCUCCACUCCAACUCAAUGCCUCUAGCACACUGGAAAUGGUUGAAAGCGUCAUCCGCGCUGAGCUUCCCGACCACACUGGUGCUCUAGUGGAGCGUUUCAUUGUGGGCACAAGCUUUGUCACUGGUGAAGAAGUCGGUGAAGCCGGGGAGACACGUGGUCGGAUACUGGUCUUGGGAGUAGACGAGGAACGCCAGCUAUACACUAUCGUAUCGCACAAUCUGAAAGGCGCGUGCCGCUGCUUGAGUGUCAUAGAUGAGUACAUUGUUGCUGGUCUUUCCAAGACAGUUGUUGUCUACAGCUAUACGGAAGAAACCAGCACCGAGGGCUCUCUGCAGAAGCUUGCGGCUUACCGCCCAGCGACCUUUCCACUGGCAAUUGAUGUAUCUGGGAACAUGAUUGGCGUUGCUGAUCUGAUGCAGUCAUUAUCUUUGGUGGAGUUCACGCCACCAAAACAUGGAGAACCCGCCAAACUAGAGGAGAAGGCUAGGCAUUUCCAAUCAGCGUGGGCGACUUCAGUUUGCCAUCUGGAUGAUGAGCGAUGGCUGGAGGCAGAUGCGCAGGGUAACAUUAUUGUGCUGGCGCGGAAUUCGGAUGCGCCAACGGAGCAAGACCGCGGCCGUCUCGAAAUAACGAGCGAGAUACACCUUGGCGAACAGAUCAACAAGAUGCGAAAGCUGAAUGUGGCGCCGACGGACAAUGCUGCCGUAUCACCAAAGGCGUUUCUUGCCUCUAUUGAGGGCACGCUAUAUCUCUACGGCGACAUUGCGCCACAAUAUCAAGACCUACUCAUUACGCUCCAGACAAAUAUAGAGCAGCACGUCAAAACGGCGGGAGGCAUCAACUUCCACGCUUGGCGAUCCUUUCGCAACCAGACUCGAGAAGCGGAUGGCCCGUUCCGGUUUGUGGACGGCGAAAUGGUGGAGAGGUUUCUUGACUUGAACGAGGCAACGCAGGCUGAGCUCUGCAAAGAUCUCGGCCCCAGCGUGGAGGAUGUGCGGAACCUGAUUGAGGAAUUGCGUCGGAUGCAUUAA